CACGUACACUUACAACAAAAGCCACACGGAUUAAAAAUGGCUUCCUGCCUGGUCCCCGACUUCCCGGCGGUUAUGGUCGCUCUCGAGCAUUUAAAGGAACUGGACAAGCAGCUGAAGGAGGAGGGAAGAGCAUUCUCACCUGAAGCCAGCCUCCACCUGACAGAAAUAACUGCUGCCAUCACUGAGCUGGAGGCUGAGCGACAUGCCGCUCAUGAACAUUUAGAAGUGGAAACCAUAGAAAACAGCAAGCUAAGGCACCAAAUCAACAACAUAAGAGAAAGAAUGAGCCAGGAAAUUAUGACCGACGUAGUAGCAGCCCGGGCCUCAAAUGCAGAGGAGAUAGAGCAGCUGCAGAAAGACCUCCAUGCAGUUUCUCAGCUCCAAGAAGCCACAGUGAAGAGGCAGGAAUCCCUCUUGAGCCAGAACGGAGCGCUGUACCCAGAGCAAGAGCGGGUGAAGGCUGAACACGAGGAGAUCAUUGGCGCUCAGAACAAGCAAAUCGCCUUGAAGUAUAGCUUGCAGAUGCAUUUGGAUGAGACACGAGAUCAGAUAGAGGAGCUCAAGUUCUGCAUCGCUGCUAUAGGACAGGACAAGAUCAUGCUGGAGCAAAAGAUGGUGCUGGAGAGAGAGGCUUUCGCUGUGAAAAACGACAGCCUGUUCAGAGAGGUGGACCAGGCAGAGGAGAAAAUCAAGCAGCAGAAGCUAGUGAACAGGAGACGCAGAAUAGAGUUGGACAGACUUAAUGAGAAGAAACAAGAGACCCAUAACCAACUGGGUGAGCUCACGAUUGACCUGGCAAAGCUGGAGGGCAAAAUCCGGAGACUGGCAGAAGAUCUGCGCCCGUGCGAGAAACAGCUGCAAGGGGAGACCCAAAAGCAUCAAGAAUUGAGGCAACAGAGAGAAGCGCUGGAGAAGGAGUUGCAGGAGUUAGAGGAAGCCUUUAGAGUUGCCAUCCAGCGUCUUAAAGAAGAAAUUGCCACAGUGGACGAUAAAAUAGAGGAGAGUCGAGCGGCCAGAUUGCUCUGUCAAGAUUCCCUGGCAAAAAUCUAUAAGAUAUUCAAGCAGCAGCACGACGAAGAGAGCGAAGUGAAGGCAGAGCAUUUCCACGUCUCGCAGCAGCUGCAGCAGUCCAAGCUACAGCUGGAGGAGAGCAUUUCCUCCAUAGUCAGACACAGCACGGAGAUCAAAGAGAUGGACAAGCAGAUCGGAGAACUCCUGCAAGCCGACAUCAUCACUAAACGUGUGUUGGAGAGGAAUCAGGAAGAGUUGUGCGACAACAUGGAUGCUGAGAAGAGGAACAUCUGCCAUUUCAAGGCAGAGAAGAGGCGGCUGACGAGGCUUUUGGAGGAAGAGAAAAGGAAGCAGGAGGAGCAUGUGGCGAAGAUGCGCUCCGAUACCAGAAACACCGAGAUCAGAUACCAGGAGCUGCAGCGAGAGGAGGCUGCCCUCCGAAAGCGUCAGCCCAAGAGCGAUAACGCAGAGUUGCUGAUGAGCCACCUGGCCCAGUGUGAGGUGGAGUACAGACAAAAAGAGACCCGGCAGCGGGAGGAAAUUGAGCAGUGUGUUGCAGAAACCGAGAGCAUCACGAGGAACUGCAUGGAGAAGCAGAGGGAGGCUGAGGAGCAAGAGGAAAUCCUGAAGGAGGUGGAAGCAACAUGGAACGAAGAGCAAUCCAGACACCAGGGACUGAAAACGCUCUCCUCCGAGCUGAAGAGAAAGAAGAACGACCUGGAGCUGUCCAUUCAGGGACUGAGAGAGAAAACCGACUCGCUGCUUCAGCCCAAAGACCAAACCAAGGCGGAGCUGGAUGAGAUGCGAGGGGCUUACGUGGACGUGCUCCGUCAGCAGGCGUCAGAGCUGAGAGCCGUAGAGAUGAGCAUCUAUGACAGCAGCAUGAAAAUGGAGCAGGUCCGCAUGGAGAACAGCAGGCUGCAUCUCUGUAUCCGACAGAUGACGGAGGAUGUGGGCGCAGCCAGGGAGAACAAACAGCGGUACUGGCAGGAGGUUCACCAGCUCAGGCAGGACAUAAGGGCCUUGUUUGAGAGCUUACAGGAAGCAUGGAGAGAUGACUUAAUGGUUACCCAGGAGCGCCAGAACAGCGAUGGCGUUCUGUUGGCGUCGAUGAGUGCCACGUUGAACCACCUGAAGAUGAGGAGACAACAGUUAGGAAACAUCGGCACACUCCUCCACCAACAAAUGUUGGACUUCAGCAGAAGACUGGGGGAUAAAACGACUGUAGAACAGCAGAGUUGAGUUGACCUGGAGUGUCUAUGAAUGCAGAUAAACUGCAUGGAAUAAUCAAAGUUGAUACGUUUAUAAUUAACAUUUUAAUAAAUCUUACAGCAACAAGGAUAUUAUGUUAAGUCAUGUCUAUUAAGUUUUGGUUUUUAAUGCAAUACCAUUUUAAACAACUCUCCCAACUAGACUUUAGUAAAAAAAGCUUCCAAACUGGGACAUACUGAGUCAUUUAUUCAUUUAUCUUGACAUGGCUUGAGUAGUAGUGUAAUAUACAGUAUACUGGUAUAAUAAGAUGCUGUAUUAGUACAUACCUUUAGUAGACAUUUUUCCCACUUGUCAAACAUUGGUGUCACUAAUAUUUAUUUCAGCAUUGCCUUAAUUGCUAGAACAGUGCUAUUAGUUCUUCCUGUGCUUUUCCUACAAUGACUAGUCAAAAAGUAGGUUGUAUAGCGAACUACUUCUAGAGCCUAACCUGUGCAAAUGUAGGUACCAUGUAAAGCACUUAGAAUUCCACAAUAUAAAUACAGCAGCCUUGCGUGCAAUAAGUUAACAUUGUUUAUUUCUGGACAAAACUGGCUCAAGUGGAAUUUCUAAUAUAAACUUCUAAUUUUCCCCUAUCGAUAGGCCUUUUUCAUAGAAGACAUUUUAACAUCUCACAGUAGGAAAUGUACAUUAAGAAAAAUCUAAAUCAUUGAUGGUGUAGCAGGUCUCGCUGCCACCGCGGGUCUCCAACACCACCAACCACAGCCAAGACAAACUGUGUAAGAACAGUAUUUUUUCAUGACUGCUCACACACACACUUUCAACAUAAGUUCACAAACUUCCUAACCCUGCGCCUCUGGCAGGUGCAGCUUCU
This is a messenger RNA of Etheostoma cragini (Arkansas darter), 3094 nucleotides long. RefSeq names its product coiled-coil domain containing 175 (gene ccdc175). NCBI's taxonomy places the organism in Eukaryota, Metazoa, Chordata, Actinopteri, Perciformes, Percidae. The transcript has a single exon. The coding region runs from base 37 to 2253 and encodes 738 amino acids. The record is from RefSeq and is a predicted model, not a curated record.